Molecule: messenger RNA, 569 nt
Organism: Aedes aegypti (yellow fever mosquito)
Lineage: Eukaryota; Metazoa; Arthropoda; Insecta; Diptera; Culicidae
Product: U3 small nucleolar ribonucleoprotein protein IMP3
Exons: 2
Coding region: 1-546 (181 amino acids)
Biological process (GO): rRNA processing
Cellular component (GO): small-subunit processome; Mpp10 complex; small ribosomal subunit
Molecular function (GO): structural constituent of ribosome; rRNA binding; snoRNA binding
Source: RefSeq, a predicted model, not a curated record
AUGGUGCGAAAACUUAAGUUUCAUGAGCAGAAACUGCUCAAAAAGGUUGAUUUCUUCAACUGGAAAGAGACCAACAAUCUCAAUGAGAUGAAAAUAAUGCGCAGAUAUAAUGUACAAAAACGAGAAGACUACACUACAUAUAACAAACUGUCACGAAACAUCCGGGAGUUGGCAAAUAAAAUCGCCGAAGUAGACGCCAAACACCCCUUCCGAACGGAGAUGAGCGGAUUGCUGUUGGAAAAGCUGUACGUUUUGGGACUCAUUCCGACCAAGUGGGAUCUGGAAAAUGCGAGCAAAAUCAGUGCGUCGUCUUUCUGUCGGCGGCGGCUUCCGGUGGUGCUGCUGCGGAACAAAAUGUCCGAAAACCUCAAACACGCCACCCAGAUGAUCGAGCAUGGUCACGUACGGGUUGGGACCGAUGUGGUCAAGGAUCCCGCCUUUUUGGUGCCGCGAACGCUGGAGGACUUUGUUACGUGGGUGGACGGAUCGGCAAUCAGGAAGCAUGUGUUGGAGUACAACGAUAUGAGGGACGACUUUGAGAUGUAAUAAAGGGAUGGUUUAGAGUAAGA